This is a messenger RNA of Spea bombifrons (plains spadefoot toad), 7066 nucleotides long. RefSeq names its product solute carrier family 12 member 6 (gene SLC12A6). Lineage: Eukaryota; Metazoa; Chordata; Amphibia; Anura; Pelobatidae. The record is from RefSeq and is a predicted model, not a curated record. The transcript has 25 exons. Gene Ontology annotation, cellular component: membrane. Gene Ontology annotation, biological process: cell volume homeostasis; potassium ion import across plasma membrane; chloride ion homeostasis. Gene Ontology annotation, molecular function: potassium:chloride symporter activity. The coding region runs from base 2267 to 5539 and encodes 1090 amino acids.
GGGGUUCUAUGGCGGGCAAAGUACUAAGGGAAAUAUUAAGUCGUGCAGAGUAUGUUGUCAUUUGUGUACAGCUCUGCAGGGUAUGAUGGCGCUAUAUAAAUAAUUUUUGGAAAAAUCAUCAGGUGAUGUGUUGGAACUUUUUGGAUGCAAUACUUUGUAGGAUAACAAGGAGAUGUUGGCAAACUGGUAGAAGACAGAAGGGUUGUGUGCUACUGUGGGAAUGAAUGAAUGAAUGAGGUUAGUAAGUUUAACAUGUAGAGCACAAAUCAUUGGAAUCAGGAUAAAAAUAACUGUUCAGGUAUAUAGAUUGUGAGAGGCUACGUCUCUGCUGGGGAGUUUAUAAACCUACAAAGUAAAGGUGUAGGUGCAAAUACGUCUGUUCUUUAUUAUUGACGUAACUCCAGCAGGUAAAAGGGUGUCGUGGCUCUGUAGAUAUCUGUUAAUGGCAAGUGCUAAAGUCCCUCUAUUUCAAGACCUCUAUGUACGAGAGUAUUACAUUGAAAUAUUUUAAGUAGCAAAGGGUUAAAUGCAGGUCUUCUGCAUGUUCCUGUAUUGUCACAAGCCUUGGUUACUUGCCUCUUAUCUAAUACACAGCUCCCCCACCCAGGCCAAUGUUUCAUCCCUCAUAUUCUGAUGACACAACUCAACAUGCAUGUCUCCAGGGCGUUCUGUGUUUUUUUAGUAUCAUAAGACAGAUAUGUUCGCUGCUUAUAUUACUGAGUAUUGAAGAGAAACCCAACACUAUUUGAGCCAUUACUUGUAAUCUCGAGUGUGGAACUCAUGGCACAUAAUAGAGAAACCAAGUACUGUCUGAACCUGUCCUGAUAAUGCAGUGUGAAGAUUCAAGACAUCAGAAAGCCCAGGGUCUGAUCUGGAUGUCGUACUAAAUUGGAGAGAGGUUCAGCACUGAACCUGUCCUGAUACCUUUUCAAGAUGUUACACCACAUACUUUAGCUGUAAAUGAUUACGUUCUCAGGCAGUCUUCAUGAGGUCUAGACAAGCCCCAGGAGCCAGUUAGAUGUGUCUCCUAUCUGACGGCACCUAACUUCUAAGUCUAUUGUGUAUUAACUUGAAUGGAUACGUAACUUCCCGAUUUCUUAAAUGCUGGCUCCUGGGCAAGUUUUACACAUAAUGGACAGUCUGCUGUUGGGAGGACACUUUAGAUUAGAUAGAGAUGCUGCAGAUGUUCAUCAGUAAAUAGAUGAUGAAAUCUGAUUUCCAAGGAGGUGGUCACGGCCCGUUAAAAAAAAAAACAAAAAAAAACAAGUGUAGUCUGAGCCUGUCCUGAUAAUAUCCGGUCAGGAAGUCAAUGUCAGAUAUGAACUCAGCAGUGUUUGAGGGCUUUAUGAUAAUCUCUGUUCAGAACAGACAGAUAACCUUAGAUUGUCAUUUUAACACUAGAGCAAAACCUAGCACAAUAUGAAUCAAUCCCCUAUAACGUGUAGCAAGUUGAGGUCACGUAAAGGAGACACAGCAUUGUUGGGCUUGCCCACUCUCGUAGAACAUGUAUUAUUGUGGCCCCGGGUUAUGUGGGAUCACUCACUCUGGUUACUCCUACCUUAUGUUGCUAUGACAGGUGUGUUUAUUAUAGUCACACCUUAAGUUUAAAAACAAUUUAUGGGAAUGGCUUAAUAACAGACGCUUAACUUUUUUUGGGCUGUACAGUCCAAUUAGCAACCUGGUACAACAUUUGGCAUCUGUAGAAAGGAAUUACAACCUGUAUGAAUGAGCAAACACAAGGCACGAUUUCAACACCUGUAAAGGGAGACUACAUAGUUCAUCGGUUUGACUGGAAGGUGCUAAGUGUAGCUACACCUUUAAGACUGUGCACCUCCCACCGUGAUGCCAAAGGAACAUGUGACUGACGGGGAAGCAGUGAUAGUGUGUGUGUCCCCGGAGAGGAAGGGAGAUAUUGCACGGGAGGAGAAAACAAAGCACAAAUGUGCCCAAAAUAGGACAGCAAGCAAUUGAGAUAGAAAAGUUCUGGAACAGGGUGGGGAGAGGAAAGCUGAGUAAAAAGACCAGGUGCAGAUGGCUUACUUUAGCUGAAAAGUGAAAAGGGAGGAGGGACUGAAAAAAAAGUGCAUGAGUUUUUAAGAGGAGUGAGCUAAAGAAUUGCAGACUGAGAAGGGCGGUGAAACAGGCGAAGAGAACACCUUUUUGUGGGGGAGUAAACAUUGAGGUGGACAGGUGAGGGUGUGUAGGUCAAAAUAGGAAGUAACUGCGUAGACUUUGAAAGUACAAAGCAGGCAGGGGAAGGGUAGCCAUGCCGCACUUCACUGUCACGAAAGUGCCAGAUCCCGAGUAUGCCGAGCAAGGGGAGAGCUCCAGUCCCACAGGAUGGGCUGAAAGAGAAGACACCUGGGAUAAUGAUAGGAGCCAAACAUCGGUCACAGAGGAGAACAGCAAACUGCUAGAAAUUGACCGGAGGAAGAAUUCAUCUCUGUAUCAGAACCACAGUGAGGAGGGGGAGGAAUCCUACGACAGGAAUCUGGCUCUUUUUGAGGAAGAAAUGGACACUCGGCCUAAGGUUUCCUCCCUGCUGAACCGUCUGGCAAAUUACACCAACCUCCCGCAGGGUGCUAAAGAGCAUGAGGAAGAGAGUGAAGGCAAGAAAAAACCUUCGAAAUCUACUCGGAUGGGAACAAUUAUGGGAGUGUAUCUCCCAUGCCUGCAGAAUAUUUUUGGUGUGAUCCUGUUCCUCCGUCUCCCCUGGGUGGUUGGGACAGCUGGAGUUGUUCAUUCAUUUUUCAUUGUGUUUUCCUGCUGCUGCUGUACAAUGCUUACCGCCAUUUCUAUGAGUGCAAUAGCAACGAAUGGAGUAGUACCAGCGGGUGGCUCAUACUUCAUGAUAUCGCGGGCACUUGGCCCAGAAUUUGGAGGGGCUGUUGGUCUCUGCUUCUACUUGGGAACAACGUUUGCCACUGCAAUGUAUAUCCUCGGAGCCAUUGAGAUAUUUCUGGUUUAUAUCACCCCAGAGGCUGUGAUAUUUGAAGGGCAGGGAGCAGCGGAAGAGUCAGCAGCAAUGCUGAACAAUAUGCGAGUUUAUGGCUCUGGAUUCCUCCUUAUCAUGUCUGUCAUCGUGUUCGUGGGAGUGCGUUACGUGAACAAGUUGGCCUCUCUAUUCCUGACCUGCGUCAUACUGUCUAUUCUUGCCAUCUAUACUGGGGCCCUGAAAUCUGCCUUUGCGCCACCUGAAUUCCCAGUUUGUAUGCUUGGUAAUCGCACUUUGUCAAGUCUUCGUAUAAGUGCUUGCGCUAAAACGGUAGAGAAGGACAACAUGACGUACACCACCGAUUUGUGGAAUCUCUUCUGUCACCCGCCCGGGCAGCUGAAUGCAAGCUGCGACGAGUACUUCAUGCACAACAACGUCACCGAGAUCCAGGGGAUACCUGGACUGACCAGUGGCAUCAUCUCUGAGAACGUGUGGAGCAAUUACAUCCAGAAAGGAGAAUUUAUAGAAAAGGCAUCUUUAAAAUCAGAAGAAGAGCUAGGAUCCCUCUCCCAUGACUAUGUUCUUGCUGACAUCACAACCUCAUUCACGCUGCUUGUUGGAAUAUUCUUUCCGUCAGUGACAGGAAUAAUGGCUGGGUCGAACCGCUCUGGGGAUCUCAAGGAUGCACAGAAAUCAAUCCCCAUUGGAACUAUUCUUGCAAUCCUAACCACCUCGUUAGUCUAUCUCAGCAAUGUCAUCCUGUUUGGCGCCUGUAUCGAUGGAGUAGUGCUCCGAGACAAGUUUGGUGAUGCUGUCAAGGGAACGCUUGUCGUAGGAGCUCUUUCGUGGCCAUCGCCUUGGGUUAUCGUGAUUGGAUCUUUCUUCUCCACCUGUGGCGCGGGACUACAAAGUCUGACAGGAGCGCCUCGUUUGUUGCAGGCUAUUGCCAAGGAUGGGAUCAUUCCUUUCCUGAGGGUGUUUGGUCACGGGAAGAGUAACGGGGAGCCUACGUGGGCCCUUCUGUUAACGGCUGUGAUUGCUGAGCUUGGGAUCCUCAUUGCUUCUCUGGACUUGGUAGCCCCUAUCUUGUCAAUGUUUUUCUUGAUGUGCUAUCUCUUUGUGAACUUGGCCUGUGGAUUACAGACCCUCCUUCGCUCCCCAAACUGGCGCCCUCGCUUCCAUUAUUACCACUGGACUCUGUCUUUUUUGGGAAUGGUGCUAUGCGUAGCUCUUAUGUUCAUAUCCUCUUGGUACUAUGCCAUCAUCUCCAUGGUCAUCGCUGGCAUGAUUUACAAAUACAUUGAGUACCACGGGGCUGAAAAAGAAUGGGGAGAUGGAAUUCGUGGUUUGUCGCUAAGCGCCGCACGGUUUGCCCUCCUGCGACUGGAGGAAGGACCACCACACACCAAAAACUGGCGACCACAACUCCUCGUACUGGUUAAACUGGACUCUGAUCUACAUGUUUCCCAGCCUCGCCUUCUAUCUUUUGCCUCUCAACUGAAAGCUGGAAAAGGCUUAACCAUUGUGGGCUCUGUUUUGGUAGGAGAUUAUCUGGAGAAUUAUGGGGAGGCUGCAGCAGCAGAGCAGGCACUGAAACAGCUGAUGGAGCAGGAGCGUGUUAAAGGCUUCUGCCAGGUGGUUGUGGCACAGAAGCAACGAGAGGGUCUGUCCCAUCUCAUCCAGUCUUGUGGCCUUGGAGGAAUGAGACACAACACUGUAAUCAUGGGAUGGCCUAGUGGCUGGAGGCAGAGUGAGGACUCUCGUUCCUGGAAAACUUUUAUCACCACCGUGCGUGUAACAACUGCAGCACGUCAGGCACUGUUGGUGGCCAAGAACAUAUCGCUGUUCCCUGGCUCGCGGGAGCCCCUUGCAGAAGGCCACAUAGAUGUGUGGUGGGUGGUACAUGAUGGAGGCAUGCUCAUGCUUUUGCCAUUCCUGCUUAAACAGCACAAGGUGUGGCGGAAAUGUAGGAUGCGUAUUUUCACUGUGGCUCAGAUGGAGGAUAACAGCAUCCAGAUGAAAAAGGACCUGGCCACCUUCCUCUAUCAUUUACGUAUGCCAGCUGAAGUGGAAGUGGUGGAAAUGCACGACAGCGAUAUCUCUGCGUAUACAUACGAACGCACGCUUAUGAUGGAACAGAGAUCCCAAAUGCUGAGGCAGAUGCGGCUCUCUAAGACCGACCGUGAACGAGAGGCUCAGCUUGUGAAAGACCGGAACUCAAUCCUGCGUUUGACCAGCGUUGGCUCGGAUGAGGAUGAUGACACGGAAGCUGCUCCAAACAAAGUGCACAUGACGUGGACCAAAGACAAGCACCAGUCUGCCCGUGUAAUCCAAAACAAACCAAUGCCCAGUUUCCAGGAAUUGCUGAGCAUGCGACCGGAUCAGUCUAAUGUACGGCGUAUGCACACGGCAGUGAAACUGAAUGAGGUCAUUGUCAAUAAGUCUCACGACGCCAAACUCGUUCUGCUGAAUAUGCCAGGACCCCCGCGCAAUUCACAAGGUGAUGAGAACUACAUGGAGUUUCUAGAGGUUCUAACUGAAGGCUUGGAGCGUGUACUUCUAGUGAGAGGAGGUGGAACGGAAGUGAUAACCAUUUACUCUUAACACUGGACUCCUGCUUAGCUCCAUUUCCACAGCACAUCAUGCCAGCUUGCAUUCGGGAAAAUGACUACUCCAUAUGUAAGGAGCGUUGACUGGAAUCUAGGUUGGAGGGGGGGUGAAACUGCACCUCUUCAUUACCCUUCCAGCCUUUUCAGAGCAAGCAGCUGGAACAAGCUCUCAUCAGCAAAAGGGAUUGGAUUGUGUAACCUUUUAUUUUAGCUUCAGCGAUUGGGGAAACCCUUUUUUAAUGCCAAAGGCAAUCUAUUAUUUGCUGCCAGAGGGGACGAGUGUUGCCGAACGGCCUCUUCCCCACCUGGCACUGAUGGAGAUUACCAAAGCAGCGGACUCUCCUGCAGAACUGUGAAACAGCACACACCACUAUGCAACAGCGAUGCAGCCAAUGCUCGUUUGUAUGUUUUGUCUGCUGGCCCCAUGUUUUGUUUUGUUUUUUGACAUUUUUAAAAUUUUUGGUGAAUGUUGCAGUACUUUAGCAGAUGGUUUCCUUACUCUAGUCAUGGUUCAUACACAUUUGUUGAGAUGGUGCAUUGGCUUUGGGAAACUUUUGCUUUAGUACUCCUUUGUACCAGCACUGAUCCUUGAUUAUGAGUGACAAACCAUUUUGAGUCAGAGAUCCAUGCACCAUAUAGGCUCCCAACGUAACACUCAGGAAGAUGGUGUCGAUUGUGAGAAAAUCCCAGUUGCGUGUAGUGUUUGUCUCUAUGCUAUACGCUGGAUGUAUGGAUUUAGACUACUUGCCUGGUUGCUACACUCCCAAAUUACAAACCUUGAUUCAUAUUAAAAUGCAGCUUAUCUAUUCACAUGUACAAAAGGGAGAACAGCUAGGUCGCUUAAUGUGUAGAAUCUAUUUUAAAUGUUGUCUAAGUUCUGGAGCUGAGCUGCCUUGAAGAGUGGAUACUGCAUCUUCUGGACCAUCCAGGUGACGGUAAGAUCGAGAGAGACCACUGUAGACGUGCCUGACUACACAGAAUGGGCCCAGAACUGUUUAACUUUAAUAUUACUGAAGCUGGAAUAUAGUUAUUUUCCCACACAAAUCAGAUUUGUGAUGGUAGCAACAAACCACAACUUUAAACUAGAUUCUGAAACUGUAAAUACCGCCCUGUCUAAAAACAGUCAUUUGGUUCCUUAACAUUGCAAUGGUUGUGUUGAGGAUGACUCAACUGAACUGUACUAGCUUGUUGCUUAAACUGCAUGGGAAUGCAUUAUAGAUAUUGUAAUGAGUGGCUCUCGGGACGAAGAAGCCAUUGCUACAUCUCUUUGAAGGAGGUGAAAUUUGUACUGGAUCUAAAACGAGCCUGGUUAGUCCCGGUUUCAAGAAUCAGAGUUGCCAAUCCCUGCUUUCGGAAGUAAGGUCGUUUUGUAAACGAAAUAUUUAAAUUUUACACAAAAUGCACUUCACUUGUUCCUUGUGUUUAACUUAAUUUCUAGUUGCUGCCAAUGUAGCUCUCAAAGUCGAAUAGAGUUGAACCACACACUAAAAAAUGGUGAUUUCUUACUGUCCUUGAGUAAUAA